UCUUUCUUUCAAUUUUUAUAUAGAGUUCCCAACAAGGAUUCUCUCUUGUGUGUCUCUCUCUCCCAUUCUCACACUCUCAACCAUAUUCUGACUCGUCUGAUUCAGAUUCACUUUGAUCUCUGAAAUCUGAUCACAAAGGAGGAUUCAAAUGGCUGUAGUUGUAGCAUCUGCACCUGGGAAAGUAUUGUUGACAGGAGGAUACCUAAUAUUAGAAAGACCAAAUGCUGGAAUUGUUCUAAGUACCAAUGCUCGUUUCUAUGCAAUCAUCAAACCUAUUCAUCAGGAUUUGAAAUCUGAUUCUUUGCUUUGGUCAUGGACGGAUGUGAAGCUAACAUCACCUCAGCUAUCUAGACAGACUGAAUACAAGAUGUCACUAAAAAACUCAACCCUCCAGUGUAUCUCUCCAAGGGAUUUGGCAAACCCUUUUGUGGAACAAGCAGUUCAGUAUGCAGUAGCAGCUGCACAUACGAUUCUGGUUAAGAGCAGUCAGAAGGAUUUGCUACAUAAGCGAAUUUUGCAAGGUCUUGAUAUUACAAUUUUAGGCUCCAACGAUUUCUAUUCAUAUCGCAAUCAGAUUGAGGCACGUGGGCUCCCUUUGACACCAGAAGCGUUGGCGUCGCUUCCACCCUUUUCACCAAUUACUUUCAACUCAGAUGCUAACGGAGCAAAUUGCAAACCUGAAGUUGCAAAAACUGGUCUCGGCUCCUCUGCAGCAAUGACAACUGCAGUGGUUGCUGCUUUGCUUCAGUAUCUUGGAGUUGUUAAGCUCCCUCUUUCGUCAAACACUUUGCUUCGAGUUGAAAGUGAGGAUCUUGAUUUGGUUCAUAUGGUAGCUCAAAGUGCUCACUGUAUUGCCCAAGGGAAGGUUGGCAGUGGUUUUGAUGUCAGUUCUGCAGUGUAUGGUAGUCAACGUUACGUUCGAUUUUCGCCCGGCGUGCUCUCUUCUGCUCAGGUUGCGGCUAAUUGCCUGUCAUCACAAGAGGUUAUCACUGAUGUGCUGAAAGGAAAGUGGGAUCAUGAAAAGGCUAAAUUCCCCUUGCCCCCAUUAAUGACCCUCGUACUAGGGGAACCAGGAAAUGGAGGGUCAUCUACACCAUCAAUGGUUGGUGCUGUAAAGAAAUGGCAAGCAUCUGAACCUCAAAAGUCCCAAGAAACAUGGAAAAGGUUGUUGGAUGCGAACUCUUUGCUUGAAAGACAACUAAAUGCAUUGAGCAUGCUUGCAGAAGAGCAGUGGGAAACAUACAAAUAUGUUUUGAAUAGCUGCAGUAAUCUUCACUCGGAGAAGUGGAAGGAGCACGCAUCUGAUGGACGUAAAGAAGCUGUUGUCAAAGCAUUGUUAGGGGCAAGAGAUUCAAUCAUCAACAUCAGAUGUCAUAUGCGCAAGAUGGGAGAUGAAGCAGGUGUCCCGAUUGAACCUGAAUCCCAGACAAAGCUUUUGGACGCUACUAUGAAUACUGAAGGAGUUCUGUUGGCUGGAGUUCCUGGAGCAGGUGGAUUCGACGCAAUUUUUGCAGUCACUUUAAGAGAGUCCACCAACAAGGUGACAAAUAUGUGGAGUUCACGUGGAGUUAUGUCUCUGUUGGUUAGAGAAGAUCCCCGAGGCGUUUCUAUCGAAAAUAAAGAUCCACGAAUCAGAGGAAUCUCAUCGGGCAUUUCUGCAGUUCAUAUUUAACUAAUCACUGUAUUGUAUCUGCUCCUUCAUUGUUAUAUGAUACAGUAUAAAAGUCACCUCUUAACGCAAUAAAUAAGAAAAUAUGCUCAAGGUUUCUUGGUAGAUGUAGGUCGUGAAUGCUCUGGUGAGUGGGUAAGUUAAAUACUCUCACCCAAGAAUGAAAAUAUAGACAUUGUUUAGAUAUUGUAAUUUUAGUUAGUCAAAUAAUUUGCAAUGUAAACAUAAAGUGACUUCUUCAGCUUUGGACAGGGUUUGGUUCCAUCAUGUUUUGUAAAAAAAAACUGGUUCAUUAUCUGCUUUUUCUCCUUUCUAAUGCAUUUCUUGAUAUGAAAGAA
This is a messenger RNA of Papaver somniferum (opium poppy), 2007 nucleotides long. Its product is annotated as phosphomevalonate kinase, peroxisomal-like. The coding region runs from base 149 to 1672 and encodes 507 amino acids. The transcript has 10 exons. Lineage: Eukaryota; Viridiplantae; Streptophyta; Magnoliopsida; Ranunculales; Papaveraceae. Gene Ontology annotation, biological process: isopentenyl diphosphate biosynthetic process, mevalonate pathway. Gene Ontology annotation, cellular component: peroxisome. The record is from RefSeq and is a predicted model, not a curated record. Gene Ontology annotation, molecular function: phosphomevalonate kinase activity; ATP binding.